Molecule: messenger RNA, 1826 nt
Organism: Erpetoichthys calabaricus (reedfish)
Lineage: Eukaryota; Metazoa; Chordata; Cladistia; Polypteriformes; Polypteridae
Gene: pdia3
Product: protein disulfide isomerase family A, member 3
Exons: 13
Coding region: 192-1676 (494 amino acids)
Biological process (GO): protein folding; response to endoplasmic reticulum stress
Cellular component (GO): endoplasmic reticulum; cell surface
Molecular function (GO): protein disulfide isomerase activity
Source: RefSeq, a predicted model, not a curated record
GGGAAGCCCCGGCCUGGAACAUCCUUUUCAUCGUCAAAUCUUUUCUUUUGGUGACACUGGUUCCGUCCCACACUCAUUCACCCUAAUCGCGGGAGUAGUGGGAUCGUAGUCUACAACAUUUUCGUGUUCACUUUCGUUUUUUAUUUUCCUCCAUAACUGCUACGUUCGCCGUCGUUGAGAUAUUCUUAGCAAUGUUUAGAUUUAUACUGUUCGCAUUGCUCGCCGGUGCAGUGCAGGCCAGUGAUGUUCUCGAGUACACCGAUGACGAUUUUGAGAGUCGUGUUGGAGAACAUGAUAUGAUUUUAGUCGAGUUCUUUGCACCUUGGUGUGGUCAUUGUAAGCGUCUUGCUCCCGAGUAUGAAUCUGCUGCUACUCGACUAAAAGGAAUUGUUCCUCUUGCAAAGGUUGACUGUACUGCCAGCACUAAUGUCUGUAACAAGUAUGGGGUGAGUGGCUACCCGACAUUGAAAAUCUUCAGAGAUGGAGAAGACUCUGGAAGCUAUGAUGGCCCCCGAACAGCAGAUGGUAUUGUAAGCCACCUCAAGAAGCAGGCAGGUCCUGCCUCAGUGGAACUCAAGACCGUGGCAGACUUUGAGAAGUUUGUGGGAGAUAAAGAUGCCAGUGUUGUUGGCUUUUUUGCGGAUGGAGGAAGUAGUGCCCAGUCUGAGUUUCUCAAAUCUGCCAACUCUUUACGUGAGUCUUUUCGCUUUGCCCACACUAACAACGAGGAGCUUCUGCAAAAACAUGAUAUUGAUGGACAGGGCAUAAUACUAUUCCGACCACCACACCUCAACAAUAAGUUUGAGGAGAAUACCGUUAUGUUUGGUGAGGAGAAGUAUACCAGUGGAAAAAUCAAGAAAUUCAUUCAGGACAAUAUCUUUGGCCUAUGCCCUCAUAUGACUGAAGACAACAAAGAUCAGCUGAAAGGAAAGGAUCUUCUGGUUGCUUAUUAUGAUGUAGACUAUGAGAAGAAUGCAAAGGGUUCCAAUUAUUGGAGGAAUAGGGUUAUGAAAGUAGCAAAGAUCUUCAUUGAUCAAGGAAAGAACUUAAACUUUGCUGUGGCCAACAAGAACACAUUUGGCCAAGAUCUAUCAGAAUUUGGCCUAGACAGCACCCCGGGCGAACUACCAGUUGUGGGGAUCAAGACGUUAAAGGGUGAAAAAUAUGUCAUGCAGGAAGAAUUUUCACGAGAUGGAAAAGCACUCGAACGCUUCUUGGAAGAUUAUUUUGAUGGAAAGCUAAAACAUUACCUCAAAUCUGAACCUAUUCCAGAGAACAAUGAUGGCCCUGUAAAGGUAGUAGUAGCUGAGACCUUUGAGGAAAUUGUAAAUGAUGAUGACAAGGAUGUACUUAUCGAAUUCUAUGCACCUUGGUGUGGCCAUUGCAAGAGUCUGGAACCAAAAUAUACUGAACUUGGAGAAAAACUUGCAAAUGACCCUAAUGUAGUUAUUGCCAAAAUGGAUGCCACAGCCAAUGAUGUACCUUCUCCUUAUGAAGUUCGUGGCUUUCCCACAAUUUUCUUUGCCCCUGCUGGAAAGAAGCAAACUCCAAAGAAAUAUGAGGGUGCCCGUGAAGUAAGUGACUUCAUUAGCUAUCUGAAGAAGGAGGCAUCAAAUCCCUUAGUGUUAAAAGAAGAGGAGAAAUCAAAAAAGAAGAAAAAGAAGACUGAAUUGUAAAUCAAGAGCACGAGAGAAGAAAAUGAACACAUUUCUUAAUUAAAAGCAAUCUAUAGAGUAUUGUCAAAUGUUUUACACACGUGAUCUUGAGCAGUCCUGCUAUGGACAUAUUGUGUCAUGAGCACUGAGAUGGUUAUGUGAAGAGGGAUC